Molecule: messenger RNA, 6264 nt
Organism: Pseudophryne corroboree (corroboree frog)
Lineage: Eukaryota; Metazoa; Chordata; Amphibia; Anura; Myobatrachidae
Gene: ESYT1
Product: extended synaptotagmin 1
Exons: 31
Coding region: 605-3817 (1070 amino acids)
Biological process (GO): lipid transport
Cellular component (GO): endoplasmic reticulum membrane; extrinsic component of cytoplasmic side of plasma membrane
Molecular function (GO): phosphatidylethanolamine binding; calcium ion binding; calcium-dependent phospholipid binding
Source: RefSeq, a predicted model, not a curated record
CAAUUAGGUAAGGGCAGGGGGUGCGAGGCCACACCUCCCCGCCAGUCUGGCAAGUCACUAACGGCGGAGUGUUAUCUGGAACAGGGGUGAGUGGGCGAACAGUAAGUCCAUCACCCAUACAGUACACCGGAGUGGGGCCGUGGGCAUCGCAGGGAGUGGUUGGCUCGGGCACUGAGCCUGGCACUGUUAGUGAUUUGGGGGAACGCAGGGAGCCGCCCUGCACCAGUCCGGGACACUGUAUAGAGAUCUCCAUUCUAUCCGUGAUCUGACCCUACCGCCGGGCUCCGCUGUUUUGCAUACAGCCAGAGAAGAGAUCAGCAGCAUCAUGCCCCGCACCGGCCGUGUGCCACUCUGGAACUCUGCAGGCUGCUGAGAGCACUGUCCGGCCACUUCUGAUGCUAUCAGGAGACAGGGAGCCACACACACACAUACACCACCUAGUAAGCGCUAUGUACAGCAUUGCAGCCUGCAGAUAACUUUUGCUAUCAUUGCAGACUACACAGACAUUAUUUGCUGGUGUUGUGUUUUGUGUCCCCAGGUCUUGCUGCAGAGUGACUUGCUGCUCUUGCCAUUCCCUUAGUGAUACAUCAGCUCAUUGGUCAUCAUGGCAGAUGAUCAGCACACCUCUCCCUCUACCCCUGGCUCCGAGCUGGUGUCUGUUUUGUGGACUGUGGGGCAGACCCUUUUACUUCUGCUACCUGUAUACCUGUGUGGAUACCUGGGACUGAGUGUACUCUUUGUGAUAUUGGGAUUGCUUGUAUAUUUGGGCUGGAAGACUACACGGAAGAGCAAAUGGAAUAGCCUAAAAUCAGCGCUUGAAACCUUACAGAAUGAAGAAGAAGCCAUCACCGCUACCACCAUAUUCAAGACUAAGAAAGAGCUACCUUCCUGGAUCACUUUCCCGGACAUAGAGAAAGCAGAAUGGCUGAACAAGAUUGUGGCACAGAUGUGGCCAUUUAUCGGACAGUACCUGGAAAAGAUGCUGACAGACACUAUAGCUCCUUCAAUCCGUGCAUGCAAUACUCACCUCUCCACUUUUCACUUCACAAAGAUCAACCUUGGUGAGAUGGCCCCAAAGGUGAUUGGUGUUAAAGCUCAUACAGAGAUGGACAAAAAGCAAAUUAUUCUGGACCUGAAUAUCAGCUACGUUGGUGACAUUGAGGUAGAUGUGGAGGUGAAAAAAUAUUUCUGCAAAGCGGGAGUUAAUGGCAUGCAGCUGCGUGGAAUGCUGCGUGUCAUCUUAGAGCCACUGAUUGGCGACGUCCCUAUUGUGGGUGCUAUAACAUUAUUCUUCAUACGACGUCCAAUGUUGGACUUAAAUUGGACCGGGCUCACAAACUUACUGGACAUUCCUGGACUGGAUGCACUGUCCGAUACAAUGGUUAUGGACAUUAUUUCUGGGUUCCUGGUUCUCCCAAAUCGCCUCAGUAUCCCUCUUGCACAGGAUCUUCACAUGGCAGAGCUACGAUCUCCGCUGCCGAGGGGCAUUGUGCGCAUUCAUCUGGUGGAAGCCCGGAGUCUGCCUUCCAAGGAUUUUCAGAUGGGUGGAAUUCUGUCAGGAAAGUCGGACCCUUAUGUCAUCUUGCGUGUGGGGACACAGGUCUUCACCAGCCGCAUCAUUAAUGAAAAUCUGAACCCUGUGUGGAAUGAGAUGUACGAGGUUAUAGUGCACGAGGUGCCCGGCCAGGAGCUGGAAGUGGAGUUGUUUGAUAAGGACCCUGAUAAAGAUGACUUUUUAGGAAGAAUGAAGUUAGAUCUCGGCGAAGUGAAGAAAGCCCAUUCCCUGGACAUGUGGUAUACAUUAAAGGACACAAAAAGUGGUAAACUUCAUCUCCGCCUGGAAUGGCUCACACUGCUGUCUAAUGCUUCCCAACUGGAGCAGGUGAUGAAUAUUAACAGAGGGAUAACUGCAAAAACAAAUGAGGAACCUUCUGCUGCUAUUCUCAUUGUCUACUUGGACCGGGCUGAGGAUCUCCCUCUGAAAAAGUCUGUCAAGCAGCCUAAUCCUAUGGUACAGCUGUCGGUGCAGGACAUGACACAGGAGAGCAAGACAGUGUACAACACCAACUCCCCUUUAUGGGAACAGCCAUUCCGCUUCUUCCUGCGUAAUCCCAGCCUGCAGGACCUGGACAUACAGGUGAAAGAUGAUGAUCGCCAGCAUUCUUUGGGCUCUUUGUCUAUUUCACUGGGCCGCAUCCUUUCUGCUGAUCACUUGACUCUAGACCAGUGGUUUCAGCUGGAGAACUCUGGACUAAGAAGCAGGAUCUAUAUGAAACUUGUUAUGAGGAUUCUUUAUUUGGACCCAUCUAUACCUGUGGUGACUGGGAACGAUAGUCAUGAUGUAGAGGAGGCUGCACAUGGUUCCAGUGUGGACAUGCCCCCAAAGCCCAGUAAAACCAGCCCUCCUGAGAACUUUGCCCCUGAGAACGUGCUCCGUGUAUUCUUACUGGAGGCAGAAAACCUGGUGGCGAAGGAUAACUUUAUGGGAGGCAUGAUUAAAGGAAAGUCUGACCCUUAUGUUAUAGUACGAGCUGGAGGAAAAUCUGUACGCACACGAGUGGUGAAAGAGAACCUGAACCCGCGCUGGGACCAGGUCUUUGAGAUAUUGGUUACGGAUGUCCCUGGGCAAGAUAUUGAGUUUCAAGUGUUUGAUAAAGAUAUUGACAAAGAUGAUUUCCUUGGAAGCUGUAAAAUUGCUGUGAAAAAUGUUCUGAAACAGAAAACUAUUGAUGAGUGGCUGCCCCUGGAGGAUGUAAAGUCAGGAAAGCUGCAUGUCAAAGUAGAAUGUCUGUCUCUUCUUACAGACCCUGCUCAGCUAGAACAGGUGUUGCUGUUGAACAGUCUGUCUCAACCCGCUCAAAGUGAGGAAUUCUCUACUGCCCUACUGGGCAUCUAUCUAGAACGAGCCAAUGACUUGCCGAUGAAGAAAGGAGUCAAGUUCCCAAUUGCAAAUGCAGAGAUAACCGUGAGGAAAACUAGCUACAAGACCAAGAUCACCUCAAAGAGCAGCAAUCCAGUAUGGGAUGAAAGCUACGUAUUCCUUGUCAAGAACCCCCAUAUUGAAACUCUGCAGCUUAAUGUUCAGGAUGAAUCUAAUAAGUCUCUAGGGUCUCUCACCCUCCCGCUCUCUGAUCUUCUGACUGCUGAGUCCCUGACUCUUGAUGGGUGGUUUCCUCUGAGUACAUCUGGAGUGAAUAGUGAAGUUCUAAUGAAACUUCAGAUGAGGAUUCUGGCCUCUCCCAAUGUCAGUCCUGAGCUCCGUUCUCUUAGUGUUGCAUCCUCUGAUCCUGCCAGACCUCCGAGUCCACAGAAUUCCGCAUUUAGCUUGGAGUCUGCACUAGACAAUGGUGAGAGCUCUGCCGGAGAGUUGAGACAAAGGCUGCCACAUAUAAACAGUGAUUCAGGGCCUAUAAACCCCACUAUAGGUCAGCUGCACGCGACAGUGUAUUACCCUGCAAAGGAAGGAAAGCUAUUAGCAGUGAUGCACAGCUGCAGGAAUUUAAGUGUUAGCUCCAAAGAUCUCCCUGAUCCUUACCUAUCUGUCAUAUUGAUGCCUGAUAAAAGCCGUGCCACAAAACGAAAAACCAGUGUUAAGAAACGGACCAGCAAUCCAGAGUUCAAUGAAAAAUUAGAGUGGGAAAUUCCACUGGAAGAAGCAUCAAAGAGGAAGCUUGAAGUCUGUGUGAAAAACAGUGUGUCCUUCAUGUCACGGGAGAAGGAGCUGAUCGGAAAGGUUAUCAUUGACCUUUCUCAGGUGGACUUGUCUAAAGGACUGAACCAGUGGUAUGAUCUGAAGAGCGAGGCGACAAGUGUCUAACAGCACCUGCGAGGAUGGGAUGAGCCAUUAGUCUCCUUCAGCCGAACGUUCCCGCUGAUCCUUGCACUGCUUCUGUCUCGUCCAGUCUCCUGAACACUGAGCUUAGCCAAGGAAAAGGGCGAUGUGUCACUCUGGUGGCAUGUCUGACAGAAAGUAAGAUUUCUUCAUGAAAACCAAGGACAUUCCUGGGUCCCGAUACUCUUUGGGACCACUAUGUUACCCGACACUUCUGGUAUCUGAAGGAUAAACGUCUCCUGUGGACUGCAGCCCUCUCGCUGCAAGUCAGCGCUGUCCCUGCUGUCCCUUUCCUCCAUUCCAUUGAUAUUGGGAUGUGGAAGUGUUUACAUGCAUUGUUAUGUGUUAGUAUAGAACAGAUGGAGGAAAUAGGAUGGUUACAGCUGAUUUGAGUAAAGGGCCCCAUACUCUAGAACGAUUAUGCCCGAUUUCAGCCCAAUUCGGGCCGAUAUAUUGGGUGAAAUCGGGCAUUUUGGCUGUGUAUCGGAUCCGAUGCGCAGCCCCGUGAGCGAUGGUUGGACUCCUCUAGGUCGUUAGUGCUGCACUCGUGAUAUGUCGGUUCCCGCAGACAUGGCUGGGAUCGCAUACGAUAUAUCACAUGCAAAAUGUACCGAAUCGUAUGGAACCACUCCAGGGAAGCUCCUGGGAGAGUUAAAGGGAAAUCGCCUCCGACUUCAGCCUCAGACAUAUCGUUGUAGUGUAUGGGGCCCUUUAGACUUACUGAAAUAUUCCUCCGUGUACAUCCAAUGUCGACAUUUAUUACUCUGAGGACGGUGUCACACGGGGCUUUUCCAGCUUCACAGGUGCUCAUGCCUCAUUUCUAUAGUGUUUUAUCACUGGAAAGGUGUAGCGCUUUCCGUCUCUCGGAUUGCAGUGAGCAUUGCUCCAUUACAGUGUACUUCAAUGGGAGGCAUGCACCCAGAACCCUGCGUUUUAACGGCCGCUUCAGUAUUUAAAGUGCUCAUGUGGCAUCCCUGCUAUUUAAACAAAUCCUUCCAGGUGGGAGGCUCAGGCACUGUAUGUAAAUGCUGAGUGACAAGCACCCCUGUGGCACCACCCUUAUAACAGCAUUCCCAAAGACUGUCAAAUCCAAUAGGUCAAUGUGUCGCUUUUAUAUUUACCAGUUAUGCCCACUGCUGCAUAAUGUUUUAUUACCAGCCUUUUCUGCUUUUAUGCACAUUUUUAAUUUCAUAUAAAUUAAUGUGUUUUUGCACAAUGUAAGAUGAAGCUUAUGGAGCGUUUAGCUGGAGGCCUGCUGGGACUUGUAUUUCACAGCAACUAAGCCUGCACAUUUGUUUUCUAUAUAGGAAUAAUAUGUGCCACAAUGUUGUGUUCGUGGCCUAAAUUUCCCCAAUACAUAUUACAAGGGUUAGACAUUCCUCCUACUGCGGAGCAGUACAAACGCACCACAAUACCUGGCUUAGCCACAGCAAAUCAAGUUACUGAAUUUGUUACAGGAUUCAACACAAAAGCUUUGGCAAAAAUGAUUAAAAUGAAACCAUUUGCCAUCUAUUAUCUAUUUUACAUGUCCAAUUUUGCAAUCUAUAAUAGAAAUUAUAGAUUGCAACAAUUUGCUGACUCAUUGGCGGUCUCUGGCCUUUACCUGCAAUCAUUGUCCUGCAUCUCGUCACUUGCUAAAUCUCCGCCUUUGUACUUUUAUAUCCUUAUUUGGUGCCUUUGGUGUCUCUAGUGCUAACUUUGCUUGUGGGUAAUCCUGUUCUUCAUGCAGGACAUGAGGCAACUAAAGAUACAUGUGUAUAUAAGUAAUAAUUAUAGGCUCAAAAUAACAUGAUUGGCUGGCUCUGGUUUAUUACAAGUGUUCAGGGGUUUCUAUAUCACCAUGUCUACAUAGUUUGGGGACCCCAAAAAUACAGUUGUGCACUAUGGUUUGUCAAUACUGCAUUGUAAUGUGUCCUAACUAGCUGCUAAAUGUUUAAGGCUUUCAGAACAUAGUUGGAGAAAAUGAAGUACAUAUUAAAAAAAUGCUAUUUAUCCUUAUAGAAGUUUGAUUUGCGUUACCCAAUCAGAGAGAGACUAUUCACUUCCUGGAUUGUGCUCCAGAUUUAUACUCCUGAUUAAUUAUUCUUCCGAUCAUAUUCCUGAUUACUAUUCUCCCAAUUAUGCUCUUGAUUUAUUAUUCUCCCAAUUUAAUUUGUCCGUGAAGCAGCCGUUAAUGGUUUGUGACUGAUAACCAAGAGCUGUGAAUUAUAUCAUGCUUUGUCUGUUUACAGUAGUUUGCAAAUAUUGAAGACAUCAAAAGAAGCAAAAACUUAGUGCUAUACGUUGUUUGUUUUUAUUAUUUUUAUAUUUGCAUUUGAUAUUUCUAAAAUAAGAUUUUAAACUGUAGCUGUGACUAGCACAAGCACUGUAUUGUACAGUGGUGCUUGAAAGUUGGUGAACCCUUCAGAAUUUUAUAUAUUUCUGCUGAAAUU